AUGGAACGCGUAGAUGCGACCGGCGAGACGUUGUUUACGUGGGCGGAAGAAGAUGACAGAGAUGACCCCGUGAAGGUUCUCAAAGCUCUCGAAAGCUACUGCAAUCCAAGAGACAAUGAGGUACUUGAAACUUUUCGUUUCUGGAAUGUGAAAUAUCAGGAACCAUUUGACAGAUUUCUAACCGAGUUAAAAACUCGUGCGACCGCAUGUAACUUCCAAGAAAAGGAAAAAAUGUUGCGUGACAAGAUCGUGUUCACAGUGACUGAAGAUAAGUUGACACUUGUAAAAACUGUGAAAGUGUGUAGGGCAUUUGAACAGUCAUAUAGACAGGUAAAAGAAAUUAGGGACAUGACAACACCUAAUCCAAGUGUCAACAAGGUAUCGUACAGGCCUGGUAGACCAGCGCAGAAACCUGUCAAACCACAUAAACCCAACAAUCACUUCAAGUCUCAGAAGCCAGCAGACAAACAGAUGACAAUUGAUUGUCAUUUCUGUGGUCUCAAACACGAAAGACGGAAGGAGAAGUGUCCUGCUUGGGGCGAAACGUGUGCCAAAUGUGAGGGAAAGAAUCACUUCGCAAAGAAGUGUAAAAAGAACAUUCAUGCCGUGUCCCAAGAAACUGAUGUCAGUGGGGAUGAUUUCGACGACAAGUGGUUAUUUGCCGUUAAUGACGACAAAGAUGGCGUACGUGCGACAGCUACAUUGGUCGUGAACGAACGAGAUGUCCGUUUUCAACUAGACAGUGCGGCUGACGUUAAUACUAUCUGUCAGAGACAUGUGGGACAGGGGCAGGUAACUCCUACCAAAGUUAAAUUGAACGUGUGGAAUAAGACCAACGUGACACCGAGAGGAGAGUGCACACUGACUGUCACAAAUCCACAAACCAAUGUCGAGUCGGAGGUAAAGUUUGUUGUAGUACAAAAUGGACUUACAAAUCUACUCGGACUGGAAACGAUCCAGAAACUUGGUUUUGUCACUAUCCAUGACAAUCGCUUCAUUGCCCAGGUGAAAGUUCCACAGCUAGGUGACCUAGGGGAGGCAACACUUAUAACAGAUGAUACUGUUCCCCCUAAAGUACUGCCAUGUCGGAAAGUUCCGAUAGCGAUACAGAACUCUGUGAAAGAGGAACUGGACAGGCUAGUGGACAAAGGUGUACUAGUACCUAUGACUGAGCCUACUAGUUGGGUCAGUCAGAUGGCUGUUGUACACAAAGCUAACGGGAAAUUACGCAUAUGUAUUGACCCUCAACCACUAAAUGUUGCUUUGAAGCGUGAACACUACAGACUGCCAGUCCUCGAUGACGUCCUGCCUAAGCUGAAGAACGCCAAGGUGUUUAGUAAGUUUGACGUCAAGGAAGCUUAUUGGCACGUUCGUCUAGAUGAAGACUCCAGUAAACUCACAACGAUGAUCACCCCGUUUGGUCGAUAUCGGUGGACCCGUCUCCCAUUCGGACUUAAAGUGUCGAGUGAAAUAUUUCAGCGUAAGCUGGACGAGGCAAUCGGAGAACUCGACGGAGUUUUCUGCAUUGUGGAUGACGUGAUCAUCGCUGGAUGUGGCGAACAUCAAAAUGAAGCCAAGAAAGAUAACCAGGAAAAGCGGGCUAAACUUCUCAAGGUGUGUGAAGAAAGGAACAUCAUCUUGAAUGAAGAAAAGAUGGAAACUGGCCUGAGUGAAAUCACAUUUCACGGGCACAAGAUCACUAAGGACGGAGUAAAAGUGGAUGACGCGAAGGUCAGGGCGAUACGUGACAUGCCACGUCCGACAGACGUCAGCGGCGUUAAACGUCUUUGUGGCAUGGCGCAGUACAUGUCUAGGUUUCUUCCAGAUCUAGCGGGCACGUUGGACCCAAUCCGUGCUUUGACGAAGAAAGACACUCCAUUCAUCUGGAAUGAGGAGUGCGAGAAAGCUUUCUCCACACUCAAAAGAAACCUAACAGAUUCGCCUGUGUUGGCUUAUUUCGAUACCUCGAAAGACGUCGUAAUCCAAGUCGACAGCAGUCAGCAUGGAAUCGGUGCUGUCCUGCUCCAGGAUGGCCGACCCGUCGAAUACGCAUCUAGAUCUUUGACGCCAGCGGAGCGUAACUGGGCACAAAUAGAGAAAGAGGCCCUGUCCGUGUUAUUUGGUCUCGAGAGAUUCGACCAAUACACGUAUGGUCGGACAGUGAAAGUGGAGAACGACCACAAACCGCUGGCAGCCAUCUUGAAGAAACCCCUGAGUCUAGCUCCUAGAAGGUUGCAAGACAUCAUGAUGCGUUACAACAGAUACGACGUGGAAUUUGUGUUUGUGAAAGGUGUGAACCUGGUGUUAGCCGACACUUUGAGUAGAGCACAUCUUGACACUGACACGGGUAACCUGGAUGAACGUCCACGUAUUAUGGCAGUAAACAUGUUUGGUGACAUUCCUGAUCCGCGACUGGAGGAAAUUCGCGAGGCAACGUCGGGUGACAAGAAUCUACAGGCUGUCAUCAAAUUGGUUAUGGAGGGGUGGCCUGAGAACAAACGUGAAACCCCCUCAUGUGCAGUACCCUACUAUGACUUUAGAGACACUCUAAGUCACAUGGAUGGUAUUCUCCUGAAAGGAGAGGCUAUAGUUAUUCCUGGAAGGCUCAGAUCAUCAAUGAGGGUGAAACUUCAUAGUGCACAUCUCGGUUAUGACAGCAUGCUGCGGAGAGCCCGAGAACUAGAUGUUGGACAGUCUGUGUUCUUUCAGCAUAUGGAAGGGAAGAACUGGAGACUAGGUCAGAUUAUUGAGAUUGUGGAACCCAGAACUUACAUGAAUGGGAUGAUCCGCUGUCUCGUCGGAUGCCAAAGACUGAGACAGUUAAGCCUACAGUACACCGUGGUGGUGUCAUCCCAGAGAAAAUUCCUGUACCGUGCAGCCCAAGAGUACCGUGCAGCCCAGGAGUGA
Priapulus caudatus is the source of this 2907-nucleotide messenger RNA. RefSeq lists its product as uncharacterized. The coding region runs from base 1 to 2907 and encodes 968 amino acids. NCBI's taxonomy places the organism in Eukaryota, Metazoa, Priapulida, Priapulimorpha, Priapulimorphida, Priapulidae. The record is from RefSeq and is a predicted model, not a curated record. The transcript has 5 exons.